AUGUUUAUUAAGUCAUCUACAAGUUCUACCCUAUUACUGGCACUAGCCUUGGUUCUAGCCAUAUCAACAACAACACGGGCUAAUGACCCUGAUAUCUUAACCGACUUCAUAACCCCAAAUACAAGCUCCAUCGAUGCCAGCUUCUUCACCUACAGUGGACUCAGUGCCUUUUUUAACCCAAAUCCUAAAAACUUCAGAGUCAUCAAAGCUUCAAUGGCAGAGUUCCCAGCUCUAAACGGUCAAAGUGUGUCAUAUGCAGUGCUCCAAUUCCCACAAGCCGCUGUGAACCCACCUCACACUCACCCUCGUGCGGCUGAACUGCUAAUUGUAAUAUUUGGUACACUUGAAGUUGGAUUUAUCGACACCAAGAACGUAUUAUUUAAUCAAACACUUCAAGAGGGCGAUAUGUUUGUAUUUCCAAAAGGGCUUGUUCAUUUUCAAUACAACAGAAACCACAAUCAAGCAGCAAUCGCGGUUUCUGCUUUUGGAAGUGCGAAUGCUGGCUUGCUUUCAGUUCCUAAGUCCGUUUUCACUACUGGUAUUGAUGAUAACAUUCUUGCUAAGUCAUUCAAAACUGAUGUUCCCACGGUUCAGAAAAUCGAGCUAGGACUUAAGAAUUAG
This is a messenger RNA of Erigeron canadensis, 621 nucleotides long. RefSeq names its product putative germin-like protein 9-2. The transcript has a single exon. Bases 1 to 621 code for a protein of 206 amino acids. The record is from RefSeq and is a predicted model, not a curated record. Gene Ontology annotation, cellular component: cell wall. Gene Ontology annotation, molecular function: manganese ion binding. NCBI's taxonomy places the organism in Eukaryota, Viridiplantae, Streptophyta, Magnoliopsida, Asterales, Asteraceae.